UUCAUUGUUUUGGUAUCAUUUUCCAUCUUCAUCUCGCUUCUUCUUCUUUCUUCUUCCAAAGACUUGAAGAGUACAACGAUUCUUUCCUUGAAUCACUAGUUUUUUGCUUCAAUCGCACUCUAUCUUCUUCUGCGCAGCUUAAAAGGAGAGCGACCGAGAAAUUCAUUCUCCUAAUACUCUCUCUACUUGGACCACUCGCCAUAAUCAUAACUCAGUUCCUCUGGAUCUUACCUCAAGAAAUUUUUUGGUUUCUUCAAUUCCUUCAGAACUUUUGGAAAAGAGGGAGACAGUGAGAGAAUUGGUGUUGCUGAUGAUGAUGCACUUUCCCUAAAUUGAAAACCGACUAUUGUUUUUAGAAUCUCUUCAUAUCUCAAUUUCUUACACAAAAAUGGCGGCGAUUAACAAAUCGAAUAAGAAGAAGCAGUCCACGUUAUCUGUUUACCUUUACAUCCCCAAUAUCACUGGAUACAUAAGAAUUAUCAUGAAUAUUGUUGCAUUUGCUCGCUGUUUUGAAGAUAAGAAACUCUUCGCAAUACUAUACUUCAUCAGCUUUGUAUGUGACGGCUUAGAUGGCUGGUUAGCUCGCAAGUUCAAUCAAGUUUCAACAUUUGGAGCUGUUCUAGACAUGGUAACAGACAGGGUCAGCACUGCUUGUCUGUUGGUAGUCCUUUCUCAGUUUUACCGGCCUGGCAUGAUUUUCUUGUCUUUGCUUAGCCUGGAUAUUGCUAGCCAUUGGCUGCAAAUGUACAGUACUUUCCUAUCAGGCAAGGCAAGUCAUAAAGAUGUCAAAGACAGUACUAAUUGGCUCUUUAAGCUAUACUAUGGGAACCGUUUAUUCAUGGCGUAUUGCUGUGUGGCAUCUGAGGUACUUUAUAUAAUCCUUUUCCUACUUGCGGAAAGCCAAUCGGAAAGCGUGAUCGAGGUUUUAGUGACGGCCUUGAAACAUGGUUAUCUCUCUUUCCCAGUUGGCGUGGCUCUCUUUGGAUGGGCAAUCAAGCAAGCAAUCAAUGUUAUACAGAUGAAGACGGCUGCAGAUGUUUGCGUGUUGUAUGAUAUCAACAGGAAGCAGAAACAGAAACACUGAGUUGAUCAUCCUCUAACCAUAUCAGCUUCUGUUUUGUUUGGGUGUGCAUGAUGGUGUAUUGACGAAGGUUCUUUUGCAUAGGGUGAGGUUGAUUUGUUAAGAUGAAAUGCACGGUAUGCCUAGGCCAGAUUUCUUACUCAUCACAUACCCCCUGCUUGGCAUUGUGUCUUUAAAUGGAAGAAUGUUGUUAUGUUUGUGUGCAGAAUCACUGACAUUAUUAGGUCAGCCUAGAUUUAUUUUUCUUGUAAUGCAGACAUAAUUGUGGUAUGAAAUGAUCCGCAUUACCUCGCACUGUAGCCUGGCAAAUUUCUGUGUUUUUUUUUUGGUUACACGUGCUACUUGCGCCCUGUAUAAAAUGUGGAGAUUUUGAUUUGAAGAAAUGUGCACUUUUUUCAAUCA
Messenger RNA from Papaver somniferum (opium poppy), 1483 nucleotides. RefSeq names its product CDP-diacylglycerol--inositol 3-phosphatidyltransferase 1-like. NCBI's taxonomy places the organism in Eukaryota, Viridiplantae, Streptophyta, Magnoliopsida, Ranunculales, Papaveraceae. The record is from RefSeq and is a predicted model, not a curated record. Gene Ontology annotation, molecular function: CDP-diacylglycerol-inositol 3-phosphatidyltransferase activity. Gene Ontology annotation, biological process: phosphatidylinositol biosynthetic process. The coding region runs from base 389 to 1084 and encodes 231 amino acids. Gene Ontology annotation, cellular component: membrane; Golgi apparatus. The transcript is spliced from 11 exons.